AUGGUUGAGACUGCUCACACCUUAUUGCUUAAUGAAAAUCUACUUGUUCACUUUUGGGGUUAUGCAGUCCUCACUGAUAGCUAUCUCAUAAAUAGAAUAACCUCUUUAACACUUGAUAAUAAGAUUCAUCUUUUCAUUAUCUCUUCAGUAAUGUCUUCCUUGUCUUCUAUUGCUAUUUCCAAAAACUUUCAUGAGGCACUUGAUCAUCCAGGAUGGCGACAAGCCAUGAUUGUUGAAAUGCAAACUCUUGAACACAAUGGUACAUGGGAGUUGGUUCCUCUCUUUCAUGGAAAGAAAACAGUUGGGUGUAGAUGGGUAUAUGCUAUCAAAGUUGUUCUUAAUGGUGAAGUUGAUUAUCUUAAGGCCCGAUUAGUAGCCAAAGGAUAUUCCCAAAUCUAUGGUCUUGACAAUAGUGGCACUUUUUCUUCUGUGGCCAAAAUCACUACUAUCUAG
Glycine soja is the source of this 453-nucleotide messenger RNA. RefSeq lists its product as uncharacterized. The transcript has 2 exons. NCBI's taxonomy places the organism in Eukaryota, Viridiplantae, Streptophyta, Magnoliopsida, Fabales, Fabaceae. The record is from RefSeq and is a predicted model, not a curated record. Bases 1 to 453 code for a protein of 150 amino acids.